AUGAAGACGGUUCUUCCUUGGGCGCUUCUCGCGCUCACCCAAGUGACAUCGGCAUGUCUUCUCCCUCAUGAGCGUGACGAAACUGAGAUGAAGCCAAUCGUCCGCCGCCAGGGCAGCAACGGAACUCCGAUUGGAAAGGGCGACAGAUUUGAUGGCGGCUCAACUGCACCAAGAGGGCUAGGCACUCAGUCGUCAUCCACUUCUUUUAGCACCCUCCUCAACGUCAAUGAGAUCAAGAGUGGCCUACAAGGCCUCGUAAAUACUUACGGGAUCCAAACAUUCAAUACCCCAUACAAGACAGCCCAGGGAGCCACCGUUAUUGGGGCCCAAAUUGGCGGGAACGGUACUUGUUCCAACGCCUAUCGCACAUUCAUUAACGGCAACAUCCAUGCUCGAGAGCGCGGGUCUAUGGAUAGCGUACUCUACUUCGCUGCCGACCUGCUGUACGCAAAUAAGAAUAACGUUGGUCUUACAUACGGAUCCAAGUCGUAUACCAACGCCCAGGUGAAAACCGCCCUGUCCACAGGACUAGUCAUCAUUCCACUUAGCAAUCCGGAUGGAGUGGCCUAUGACCAGUCAACCAACAGCUGCUGGCGAAAGAACCGCAACUCCAACUCAGGAGGAGUCGAUCUGAACCGAAACUUCGAUUUCCUUUGGGACUUCACCCGCCUGUUCUCCUCUUCAGUGCAGUCAAGCGUCGCCUCAACGUCUCCUAGCUCUGAGACUUACCACGGAACCAGUGCUUUCUCUGAAGCCGAGACCAAGAACAUCAAGUGGGUGUUUGACACAUUCUCCAAGAUCCGUUGGUUUGUCGACCUUCAUUCUUAUGCAGGUGACGUGCUAUGGAACUGGGGUAGCGACGAAAACCAGUCCCAGUAUUCGUACAUGAACUUCCUCAACAGCUCCUACAGCAGCGUCCGAGGCAUUCUCACAGACACUCCCAGUCCUGGCAGGGGCUACGGCGAAUAUGUUCCUCAGGCUGAACUCAACGAUAAAAUCACUGCAGCUAACCGCAUUGCUUCUGGAUUGACCGGCGGCGGUGGUCGCAGUUAUGAUGCCUUCCAGUCAGCCAAUCUGUAUCCCACGUCGGGCGCCAGUGACGAUUAUGCUUAUUCGCGACACUUUUCCGACCCUACCAAGAGUCUUGUUCACUCAUUCACAGUGGAGUUUGGCUUCCCCAACAACGCCGCAUCUUGCCCAUUCUACCCAUCAGUCUCUCAGUAUAACUCCAACCUCCGUGCAACCAGUGCUGGCUUCAUGGAGUUUUUGUUGGCAGCUAACGAUCUUGGACUUGGAGACGCAACAACUUGUUAA
Molecule: messenger RNA, 1314 nt
Organism: Trichoderma asperellum CBS 433.97
Lineage: Eukaryota; Fungi; Ascomycota; Sordariomycetes; Hypocreales; Hypocreaceae
Biological process (GO): proteolysis
Molecular function (GO): metallocarboxypeptidase activity; zinc ion binding
Source: RefSeq, a predicted model, not a curated record